Brassica oleracea var. oleracea is the source of this 972-nucleotide messenger RNA. Its product is annotated as serine/arginine-rich splicing factor RSZ22. Gene Ontology annotation, cellular component: nuclear speck. The transcript has 6 exons. Gene Ontology annotation, biological process: mRNA splicing, via spliceosome. The record is from RefSeq and is a predicted model, not a curated record. NCBI's taxonomy places the organism in Eukaryota, Viridiplantae, Streptophyta, Magnoliopsida, Brassicales, Brassicaceae. Gene Ontology annotation, molecular function: RNA binding; zinc ion binding.
UGUGUAUUUAUUUAUUUAUUUUGGUGAAAAAUACAACACAAUAAGCCCAGCUAAAUAGGAUGUAUCAUUUAAAUUUGGGCUUUACCUUCUCCUUGUAAAGAAGUUAACGCGUUUACAAACCCUAGUUUCAAUCAACCACCUUCCUUCUUCUCUCUUGCAAGCUGCUCGAGUCUCUUCUCUCUAGGUAAAUGUCGCGUGUGUACGUGGGAAACUUGGACCCUAGAGUUACUGAGCGUGAGCUCGAGGAUGAGUUCCGUGUCUAUGGAGUCAUCAAGAGUGUGUGGGUUGCUCGUAGACCACCUGGCUACGCUUUUCUUGACUUCGAGGAUCCCAGAGAUGCCCGUGAUGCCAUCCGUGGUUUAGAUGGCAAGAAUGGUUGGAGAGUGGAACAGUCUCACAACCGAGGUGACCGUGGAGGCGGCCGUGGUGGUGACCGCGGAGGCGAUCGUGGUGGGUCUGAUUUGAAGUGCUAUGAGUGUGGUGAGCCUGGUCACUUUGCACGUGAAUGCCGUAACCGCGGUGGCACAGGAAGGCGUCGCAGCAGGAGCAGAAGUCGCAGUCCUAGAUACAGGAGAAGUCCAAGCUACGGACGCAGGAGUUAAAGCCCUCGUGCAAGAUCUCCUCCUCCUCCAAGGCGCCGCAGCCCUUCACCUCCUCCUGCACGUGGCCGCAGCUACAGUAGAUCUCCACCUCCGUACAGAAGGCGUGAGGAACUGCCUUAUACUAAUGGAAACGGACUGAAAGAUAGACGCCGAAGCCGAAGCCGGAGCUGAGAGUUUUUACUGAGAAACUGAGAUGAUGACGAAGUACACUACUUAGCUUUAGGAGAUUAAGAGAAGGACUGGAUUGGUUUGCAUUUUAACAUAAUGUUUAGUGUUGGAAUUUUCUGAUAAUAAAGACCUAUGCGUCUCUCUUUUUUUGAAGUUAAUGUUGAUCCCAAACGUAGACAACACCUGGCCAUGUUUUCAAGUU